UGUGUGUGCGUAUACAGUAUGUACAGUAUGAAUGUGUAUGGCUCCGGUCUUCAUGUGGGGUGGAUGGUUUGACAUGAACUGGCCCACAGUCCCUCCCCCUGGCUCUGGCAUUCAGGUACAGCUCCCCCCUCCCGGCCUCUAUAAAGCCUCCCAUGUCCUGGGCGUAAACGUCAGACCUCCACUGACGACUAAAAGAGUGCACGACCACCUCGGACCCUCAUCGUCUCCAGCUAGAGUCAGUCCGCGUCCCAUCGACAUGAGGUUGGGUGUGCAGACGCUCGUCUGCUGCUGCGUGUUGACGGCCGUGCUGCCACUCACCAGGAGCUCCAGCGCCGAGCCGAGCACUGGAAUGAAGAGAAGGCUGAAAGUGCGUCUACUGAGUCAGAUGAAGAAAGAGACGGCCGGCGAAGUCUACAUCGGACCAUCAGAUCAGGGCGGGGAGACACAGGUGGCAAGGACGCCAUCCCCUAGCUCGCUGAUCAACAUCCGACCGAGGAGGUCAACGCUGUCCAAAACGUCCGGUUGCUUCCUGUUCACCUGCGCCUACCACGACCUCAUCCACCGGCUGCACCAGAUCCGCGACUUCGACCAAAGAGCGGUCAGCGCCCCGGAGGCAAAGAUGGGCUCCACGGGCUAUGGCCGCCGACGCCGCUCGCUGAGUCAGCAGGAGGCGGGCCACAGACCCAGACGGACCGCCGGCGCCACCCCCGGGCCUCAGACGGAGGACACGGCGGGGAACCCUUGCUGUGUGUGUCUGCUCACAGCGGACGAAGACAAGUUCUCUCACCUAUUAGCGCGCUUGCAGUAGCUGGCCCCGCCCACCGGAACUGAGACGGUGCGAGCAUGCUUUGCUGCCGAGUUUUUUGGGAUGAGCUCCAUCAGACCUGGGGGGGACUUGACCACAAUGUCCGUGUCUGCCUCAGCUUCCAGAGGAGGGCAGGAGGAACAGAAGCAACUUUUUACAACCGGAGCAGCACAUUCCCGAACUGGAAUUGAUCAAAUAUUGUAUGUACGGAGUUUAUAUCAACUCCGCUUUGAUCAGGUAUAACUUUAUACACACAAAUAUUUUAGCUGCACCUCACCCAGCUUGUAACUUCAGUGAAGUAUUUGAAUGUAUCCAAGCCAGGGGUGUCCAAACUACGGCCCGCCGGACCCCACUAGUGUACUGAGGGAUCUGGCCCGUGGGGUGUUUUCAAAAUAAUCUUAAAGGCCUACUGAAACCCACUACUACCCACCACGCAGUAUUCCCAAAGCCCAAAAAAAGUCUGCGGGCUACAGAGCUUUUUCAUUUCGGGCUCCAGUACUCUGGAAUGCCCUCCCGGUAAAAGUUCGAGAUGCCACCUCAGUAGAAGCAUUUAAGUCUCACCUUAAAACUCAUUUGUAUACUCUAGCCUUUAAAUAGACUCCCUUUUUAGACCAGUUGAUCUGCCGUUUCUUUUCUUUUUCUCCUAUGUCCCACUCUCCUUUGUGGAGGGGGUCCGGUCCGAUCCGGUGGCCAUGUACUGCUUGCCUGUGUAUCGGCUGGGGACAUCUCUGCGCUGCUGAUCCGCCUCUGCUUGGGAUGGUUUCCUGCUGGCUCCGCUGUGAAUGGGACUCUCGCUGCUGUGUUGGAUCCGCUUUGGACUGGACUCUCGCGACUGUGUUGGAUCCAUUAUGGAUUGAACUUUCACGGUAUCAUGUUAGACCCGCUCGACAUCCAUUGCUUUCCUCCUCUCCAAGGUUCUCAUAGUCAUCAUUGUCACCGACGUCCCACUGGGUCAUUAUUGUCACCGAUGUCCCACUGGGUGUGUGAGUUUUCCUUGCCCUUAUGUGGGCCUACCGAGGAUGUCGUAGUGGUUUGUGCAGCCCUUUGAGACACUAGUGAUUUAGGGCUAUAUAAGUAAACAUUGAUUGAUUGAUAUAUCAAUGAUGAAAUAUUAACAUUGCAACACAUGCCAAUAUGGCCUUUUUAGUUUACAUAAUUGCAAUUUUUAAUUUCCCGGGAGUUUCGUCUUGAUAAACGUGUAAUGAUGACGUGUACGCAGGACGUCACAGGUUUUUAGGAAGUAUGAGCGCUGCGCACACACACAGCUAAAAGUCGUCUGCUUUAACGGCAUAAUUAUACAGUUUUUUUGGACAUCUGUGCUGCUGAAUCUUUUGCAACUUGUUCAAUUAAUAUUGGAGAAGUCAAAGUAGAAAGAUGGAGUUGGGAAGCUUUAGCCUUUAGCCACACAAACACACGGUGAUUCCUUGUUUAAAAUUCCUGGAGGUGAAACUUUACUAUGGAUCAGAGCGGUCAAGCGAACAUGGUUCCCGACCACAUGUCAACCAGCAGGUGAGAAAAUUGUGGUUAAAAAGUCAGUUCUUACUUGAGAAAAGCUGAACUUGUGCCGUCCAUAGCUGCUGUCGACUCCCCUGACACCCGUGGACACACCCCUCCGACUAUCAGGUACUGUUAAACUCACUAAAACACUAGCAACGCAAUAGAAAGAUAAGGGAUUUCCCAGAAUUAUCCAAGUAAAUGUGUCUAAAAACAUUGGAAUCCGUCCCAAUGCAAUCAUGUUUUUUUUUUUCAACUUGUUUUUUCUAGUCCCUCGCUAUCAAUAUCCUCAAACACGAAUCUUUCAUCCUCGCUCAAAUUAAUGGGGAAAUUGUCGUUUUCUCGGUCCGAAUAGCACUUUUUGUUGGAGGCUCCCAUUAAAAACAAUGUGAAUAUGUGAGGAGCCCCCACACAUGUGACGUCAUCAUCUGCGACUUCCGGUAGAGGCAGGGCUUUUCUCUUAGCACCGAAAGUUGCGAACUUUAUCGUGGAUGUUCUCUACUAAAUCCUUUCAGCAAAAAUAGGGCAAUAUCGCGAAAUGAUCAAGUAUGACACAUAGAAUGGACCUGCUAUCCCUGUUUGAAUAAGAAAAUCUCAUUUCAGUAGGCCUUUAAAUAACAAAACAGUUUCUUAUUGCCAAUUUUGCCACCAACUUGUGGAGUGAAAUCAGUUCAAUUACCAUGAAGUAUAUAACACAACCCAAUCCAAACAACCUACCCUAAUCAUGACGCCCCAAAAAAAGUGCAACCGACAUAAAAAAAAACGUCGUAGCACCAUAAAAAAAUAUAAAUUGCAACUAUUUUAAGCUAUUACAAUGCAUGAUGGGAAAAAUGCACACAUACUUGUUUGGGGCGUUGUUGCUGCUUGUAAUUUCUAACUGGAAACAAAACUUUACGAAGGUCGUCACAGAAGUAAACAGGGUAGGAGUCAAACUUUCACAUACUCUUAACAUCCAACUAUAUUAAUUAUAUAUCCAUUCUAUCAAUAUAAUGUGUGUACACACACGCACAUAUAUACAUAUAUAUGUAUAUAUAUACAAAUAAACAUAUAUACACAUAUAUAUAUGCAAUACAUACUAAAUAUAAUAUAUAUAUACAGUAUAUAUACACUGUAUAUAUAUGUUAAUUUACACCAAUUUAUAUAUAUAUAUAUAUAUAUAUAUAUAUAUAUAUAUAUAUACAUACAUAUACAUAUAUAAUAUGCAUGUAUGUGUAUAUAUAUAUUUGUAUAUAUAUGUAUCAAUAAUAUAUAUAUAUAUAUAUAUAUAUAUAUAUAUAUGUAUAUAAAAAAGUCUAAAAAUUUGGACACCCCUGAUCUAAGCUGACUUUGCUCAUUGGCCACAACAUUAGGCACACCAUCUAAUGAGAUCCAAUGCAAUUGAAAGUGUUUUCUUUCAGGUUUUUGUUUUGUUUUGUUUUUUUACACAACCGCUCGUAUUUGACCUCAUGAGAUUGUGCAGGUGUACAUGGGGAAGGGUACCAAAUCUGGUACUUUUACAGGGUACGGAGUCACAUAAAAUAAAACGGUACCGUAUUCUUGAUGCUUUAACCUUGUUGCAUGUGACGUCAUGUUUGGCCGCGGACUUGGCCCCGGUGUUCUGUCGAAAUGAGCCACUUCUUUGAAAAAAAGCUACCAGUAUAUAGCUAUAUAUUAUUAUAUGUACAUAUAUGUAUAUAUAUAUAUGUGUGUGUGUAUAUAAAUGUAUAUAAUUAUACACACUUUUUACAUAUAUAUAUGUGUGUAUAUAUACUGUACAUACAGUAUAUGCAUGUGUAUAUGUCUAUGUAUAUAUGUAUGUGUGUACGUGUAUGUAUGUAUAUAUAUGCAUAUAUGUAUACAUACACGUUUUAUACAUUUAUGUAUGUGUAUGUAUAUACGUAUGUAUAUGUAUAAAUGUAUGUGUGUAAAUGGUAAAUAGUUGUACUUGUAUAGCGCUCUUUUCUACCCCUUUUUUAAGAAGCCCAAAGCGCUUUGACACUAUUUCCACAUUCACCCAUUCACACACACAUUCACACACUGAGGGCGGGAGCUGCCAUGCACGGCUCUAACCAGGACCCAUCAGGAGCAAGGGUGAAGUGUCUUCCUCAAGGACACAACGGACACGACCAAGAUGGUAGAAGGUGGGGAUUGAACCAGUAAUCCUAAGAUUGCUGGCCCUGCCACUCUCCCAACUUCACCACGCUGACCCCUGUAUGUCUAUAUAUGUAUAUAUAUGCAUAUAUAUGUAUAUGUUUAUGAAUGUGUAUAUAUAUGUGUAUGUAUAUAUACAUAUACACACACAUAUAUAUAUAUAUAUAUAUAUAUAUACAUAUUUACGCAUAUACACACACAUACAUACAUACCGUUUAUUUCAAAUGUAUUUUUUUUGUCACCCUUUUUUAGUACAACAUGAACAGACACAAAAUUACCAAUAAUAGAUACCAUUGAGCACCGGUAUCGUGUCUUGUAUCGGUUCAAAUGUGAAAAGGUACCCAUUCCUACCUAGCUGUACUUAAUGAAGUGUCCAACCUUGUCGUCGUUGCUUGUCCAUGCGGUCGCUGAAUGUGAUGUUUGGUGGAAAUAAACGAUGUCUGGGAGGUCUGAGCCACUAAAGCAUCACCGGGCUAAGUGAACAUGCAGAAUGUGACGGAGACGCGUUAGGGCGGCGGUGUCCAAAGUGACCCCGUGGCUGGAUUUCUAAUGACCCCUCAGCAUAUUGUAAAAAUAAAAUCAAACAUAAAAAAAAAGAUCAGAAAAAGUGCAAAAGAGAAAAUGCUGAUAUAUAUAUAUAUAUAUAUAUAUAUAUAUAUAUGUAUACAUGUAUUUGUAUAUAUAUAUAUAUAUAUAUAUAUAUAUAUAUAUCCCAUGUAUUUGUUUAGUUUUUUUUUUAAUGAAAAAAAAAAGUAUAAAUAUAUCAAAGGGGCCUUUUAACUUUUGUGAGGCAAAAGUUAGGAAGCCGCUGCUGUAAGGGAAGGGACUUGAGAAAGCGCUCUGCCGCCAUCUAGUGUUGGGCUGGCACACAUGCAGCUUACGCAAAGUGCAACUGCCCCUGUCUUUCAACGUAAUACAGUAGAGUUUAUAUAUAGUAUUCUUUCAUGUGUACCAGCAGUAAAAGCUACAAUGGGUGUCAGGUUGCAAUGGUCUUGUCUCAGAAAUAAACCAACAGCGAACAUGGCGAUCUGACAAUGUUCAAUGGUCAUGUUCUCCAGGGUGGAUGCAGAACCAGGGGCGUCACUAGCUUUCAAAGAAAGGGGGGGCUUAACCCCCAGGAGAUGAACAGGAUGUGAGCGAAGUAACGCACGAGUACAAAACUUCACAAACGGUUAACAAAGACUGAGAAAUUAUUUUUUGUUAUUAUUAUUAUUUCAGUUGGUUUAAGGAAAUGAAAUAUAUAUGGAAGUGUGAAUAGAAGUGAGAAACGUUUAUGUAUACUGUAAGAAAGACUUAGAGUCCGUCUGCUGGUCUGAAAAAGAGCUAAGGGCCCCUCUUCAAAGUGCAAUGCUGAAACAAAUAAUGCAAAGAAUAAAAUGUAACUUCCAGGGCUUGACAUUAAUGAUGUCCCGUCGUCCCGGGGACGGUAAAAAAAAAAAUGCACGGGACGAUGGCUUUUAACCAUUUUUUUUCUUUUUCUCUUUAUGUAUUUAUUCGUUUUACAUUUUAUGUUAAAUGUCUUGGAUUUUCCUCCCUCUGAAAACCCUAUGAAAUGUUUAUCAAGCCAUCCUAUAAUAAUACAACGGCUAUUAAAUCAAUGCAAUAAAACAAAUAUAUUUUAA
Nerophis ophidion (straightnose pipefish) is the source of this 6051-nucleotide messenger RNA. It is a transcript of the gene admb, whose product is annotated as adrenomedullin b. The transcript is spliced from 4 exons. Gene Ontology annotation, cellular component: extracellular region. Gene Ontology annotation, molecular function: hormone activity; adrenomedullin receptor binding. Lineage: Eukaryota; Metazoa; Chordata; Actinopteri; Syngnathiformes; Syngnathidae. The coding region runs from base 32 to 808 and encodes 258 amino acids. Gene Ontology annotation, biological process: positive regulation of heart rate; regulation of systemic arterial blood pressure; adrenomedullin receptor signaling pathway. The record is from RefSeq and is a predicted model, not a curated record.